CGUGGAGAUAAAUGUCAAGUACUAUACUGGCCGUUAUCGCCAGUAUCGGCUAACCUACUUAUCGAGACGGCCGUCCAAUGUUACGAGCUUGUAUGUAUCGGCCAACAAGAUGAGGGGAACGGAUGAGGGGUUUCGAUAAGCAGAACGUCCGUUCCUGUCCUGGCGAUGCAUAUCUUAUCAUCUUCGUGCGCUGGGCAACGGAGGCCCCCGCAAAGUUGAUUUGAUGUUCACUACCGGUAUAUAAGAAGGGAGAGAUACAGCUCAUUUAACUCCCCCCUCGUGAGCGAUAUGGUGCCCUUUGCGUUCGGACGCUCUACGCUGCUUUCAAGUUGCAGCUUGUCAACUAGAAGAUCUGCCCUUCAAUCCCAGCAACAGGUUCCGUUUCCUCGAAUUAGACAGUUCUCUUCGUCUUUGCGGCUCGCUAUGUUGACUACUGAAUUGUCGGAAGCCCAAGUGUCGGCGUUGAGGGCCAAUAAAGAGCGAUUGGCGAAGGACCUGCACCAUAGCUGCCAAUGGGGCUCAGGUAUACGAUGGGGAGACGGUCCAACGGACACUGGAAUGCAACGUCUUGCCUUAUCUGAGGAUGACAAGAAAGUCCGCGAUUGGUUCAUCGAGACGACCAAGGCACUUGGUUGUAACAUCACCAUCGACGAGAUGGGCAACAUCUUCGCUGUUCGACCAGGAAAGAGAAAGGAUGUGCCCGCUACAUUCAUCGGAAGCCAUCUCGACACGCAGCCCACUGGUGGUAGAUACGAUGGUAUCCUCGGGGUGUUAGCAGGCAUUGAAACGUUGAAGGUCAUGGAGGAGAUGGGACUGGAAACUGAAGGGGGCGUUGGAGUUGUGAAUUGGACGAACGAAGAAGGUGCUCGAUUCCCCGUUAGUAUGAUAUGUUCAGGUGUAUGGGCUGGCUUUAUACCUCUUGACCAGGCGCAUGCACUCAAGGAAGUUCCAACAGUUGCUUCUCUACCUACGGCAGCUUCAGCUCCCGAGACUAUGAAGUCUGCCCUGGAAAAGAUCAAUUAUCUGGGAACGGUACCGUGCUCAUAUAAAGAAACCCCUAUGGCCGCGCACUUUGAACUGCACAUUGAGCAGGGUCCACACCUCGUGUCUGCCGGUCAGCGCGUUGGUGUCGUGACGGCGGUACAGGCCUACCGCUGGUAUCGUCUCAAAGUCAUCGGACGGGAUACACACACAGGAACGACGGCAUUCCAACACCGCGCGGACGCACUUUACGCCUUUUCCCGUAUGAUGGUGCGUGCCAGGGAAAUCGCCGAUAGUCAUGGUUGUCUGGCCAGUGUUGGUAUCAUAGACGUGAAGCCGGGCAGUGUAAAUACUGUUCCCGGGCUAGUAAACUUCUCACUGGAUGUGCGAGGGCCGGAGACAGAGCUCGUCGCGACUGUGGAAGCUGAGCUGAAGAAGGAGUUUGAUGGUAUUGCGGCAGAGGAAGGCAAAGGGAUCGGAAAGCCGUGCCGCGUGGAGUGGACGCUUGACUUCGACUCUCCAGCAGUCAAGUUCCACGACGACUGUAUCGCAUGUGUCCAAGAGUCGGCAGAGGCUGUCGUCGCUGAUGCUGGCGUGGCUGACUCCAAGUCACUUGUUCGCACAAUUAUGAGCGGUGCUGGUCAUGAUAGUGUCUUCACCUCGAAGAGAGUCCCAACUAGCAUGGUCUUUGUUCCUUGCAAGGACGGCCUGAGCCAUCACCCAGAGGAGUUUUGCUCCGCGGAUGACUGCGCCACUGGCGCUUCAGUUAUUCUACAGGCUGUGGUGAGAUAUGACCGCAAGAGAUUCCAGUCAUAAAAGGGAAGAUUUCCGAGCCAACACGGAGGAAUUCUGUACAUAGUUCUGACCGUCCAUAUCCAUAAAAGCUUCAUUGAGGUUAGUUGAAAGAUGGGGAGCCUAGUCUACUUUUGAGGAAGCA
This is a messenger RNA of Paecilomyces variotii, 1918 nucleotides long. RefSeq names its product putative beta-alanine synthase. Gene Ontology annotation, molecular function: hydrolase activity, acting on carbon-nitrogen (but not peptide) bonds, in linear amidines. The transcript is spliced from 3 exons. NCBI's taxonomy places the organism in Eukaryota, Fungi, Ascomycota, Eurotiomycetes, Eurotiales, Thermoascaceae. The record is from RefSeq and is a predicted model, not a curated record. Bases 289 to 1797 code for a protein of 502 amino acids.